Molecule: messenger RNA, 483 nt
Organism: Rhagoletis zephyria (snowberry fruit fly)
Lineage: Eukaryota; Metazoa; Arthropoda; Insecta; Diptera; Tephritidae
Source: RefSeq, a predicted model, not a curated record
UUAUCACAGGUACUCUGCUUGCCUGCCGUGCUGCUAUUCUCGAUGGUCAUAUCCUUUCCGGAUGACAUGAAAUUGUUCAUGUAUCAGUGCUCGCUAACUACAACAAUGGUGCUCUGUCUGAUAUUCGGUUGCAGUACAUGGUUUUACAAUUCAAACUAUCCGAAAACGCGUCUACAUGUCCGCAUACUGAUCGUUAUUGUAUUAUGGAUUAUGUUUGUUUUGGGCGUCGCAACAGCGGUUUUAUUCGAUUUGCAAUAUUCCGGAGAACUUAUAUACGGUUUGUUCGAGCCUGACAUGUUUGAUACUAUCGAUUUGGUUUUACUUUAUAUGGGCAUGAGUUUAGGCGCUUUGGCGCAUCUAAUACUCUUAAUUGUUAAUAUAAUAUUAACUGUAGGUGUAAUUCGAAGAGGACGGAAAUGAAAAUAAAUUAAAACGGAGUGUAAUGUUUGUAUGUGAAUCAAUAGUUAUGUUUCAUUAUGACUA